AUGGCAGCGAAUUUCAAAGGUGCUGUAAAGCGAUCUACAAUCCUCGUACUCGCUUCAUGCUGGAAAAAGAACUUGAUGAUUCCCAGGUGUCCAAAGUUGGCGGCUUUGUUCAGCGCUUCCUGUCCGAUGUGUACCGGAUUGGCUUGCAAGAUGGCUGUCUUUCAAGUUUAUACUUUAGCAGAUGAAACAGCUUUUGGCGCAGCAUGA
Messenger RNA from Heterostelium album PN500, 207 nucleotides. RefSeq lists its product as uncharacterized. The record is from RefSeq and is a predicted model, not a curated record. Bases 1 to 207 code for a protein of 68 amino acids. Lineage: Eukaryota; Evosea; Eumycetozoa; Acytosteliales; Acytosteliaceae. The transcript has 2 exons.